Molecule: messenger RNA, 807 nt
Organism: Fomitiporia mediterranea MF3/22
Lineage: Eukaryota; Fungi; Basidiomycota; Agaricomycetes; Hymenochaetales; Hymenochaetaceae
Product: kinase-like protein
Exons: 6
Coding region: 1-807 (268 amino acids)
Biological process (GO): protein phosphorylation; mitotic DNA damage checkpoint signaling
Cellular component (GO): nucleus; cytoplasm
Molecular function (GO): protein serine/threonine kinase activity; ATP binding
Source: RefSeq, a predicted model, not a curated record
AUGGCUCAUAGUCAUGGUCAUAGUAAAGAGAAGAAAAUAACUUAUACAGUUUUACCUUCACAUACUGUCCAACGUAGAAGCACUCUUCCUACCUCUGAGCACAGUUUUUCUACUCUUGCAAGGUCUUCAACUCUACCUCUAGAACCACUUUAUGAACCUGAUCUUCUGAGAAUUGGAAGUACUGUAAAGGGAUUUACAUCGUUAGAAAGAAUAGGCAAGGGGAACUUUGCUACUGUGCUUAAAUGCCGGAGAGAAAAGUCGUCGAAAGUAGUGGCAGUAAAAGUGCUUAAAGGAGAUGGAACAGAUACAACAAGAAGAAGGCAGUUAAAUGAGUGGGAUACAAUGCGAAGAAUUGGUGCAAAUAAAAACAUUAUAGGAUUUGAUACUCUAGCAUUCUUUGAAUAUGUAUGCAAUGGAUAUGUUUAUAGAUGCAUUGCAACAGAGUAUGCUGCAAAAGGCACUCUGAAAAAUUUUAUGAGUAUAUCAAAACUUUUGGAUAUUGCUAUAGUAAAGUCUAUCAUAAGGCAAGUACAAGGUCUGUUUAGACCAGAUAAUGUAUUAAUAAUGAGCUAUGAUCUGCUAGAGUUGAGAAUUGCAGAUUUUGGAUUAUCCAAGUGGAUAUCAAAGGGCUAUUCAGAGCAAUUAAUUGCCUCAGCUGGUGGCAAUGUUGGAUAUUUUCCUCCAGAGCGUGUAGAAAAUCCAGAAAAGCAGAUUAUAUGCCCUGGAUCGGAUACGUUUCCACUUGGUAUAAUACUUUGGGAGUUAUUCCAUGGAUGGCAAACAUUUCCCUGUGAUACCAGUCUGUAA